Molecule: messenger RNA, 1045 nt
Organism: Salvia miltiorrhiza (redroot sage)
Lineage: Eukaryota; Viridiplantae; Streptophyta; Magnoliopsida; Lamiales; Lamiaceae
Exons: 7
Coding region: 203-709 (168 amino acids)
Source: RefSeq, a predicted model, not a curated record
AGAAGAUGAGAAGAAAAAACUAAAAUAAACACAAUACACUGUAAAAGAAUAAAUUCAAUAAAAAGCUGGUGGUCUGACUUUGACAACAAGACUCCACAGCAUGACUUCUCUUCAAAGUGGUAGCAACUUAGAGUUCAUCUACCGCCGCGGUGGUUUCGUUGGUGGUGGUAGUGGUGGCGGUGAACUAUAAAAUCAAUCCGCAAUGCUGGAAAACCCUAGUUCAGAUGCACCAGCUGCUGCUGGCAUCGCUACCGUCAAGCGAUACGCUCCUCCCAAUCAACGGAACCGAUCACUUGGCAGGCGCAAAUCUGGUGGAGAUCGACUAGAACGGGCAAACAGCUAUGUGAAUGAUGUAGAUAGAAACCCAGUUGGCGCCCCCAAAGGUGGUGGUCUAGCAGAUCAUGGGGAUUUAGGCUAUGCCACUCGUGCCAAUGAAAGUCUUCGUGCGAAGUUAAUACCUUUACAUGGGUGUUGCAACAGUGAAGCUUCUCAGCUGCUGAACAACCCUGCCAUGAAUGCACACAACAGUUUGCCUGAAGAUUCAUCUGAAAGGCCGGUCUUGUAUGCAAGGAAGAGUUCUGCACCAUGGGGUCACACAAUUCUUCCACACCUGCUGAUUCAACCUACCGGUGGGGCGUCUAGUGGGUUGCAGGGAGAUUUCUUAAAUGAACUCCGACAGGCAAUGGAUAAUGCAAGUCCCUUCUCCUAAUCCGUUGCUCACCACUUAUAUGCGAUUAACUUAGCAUUUGGUGGAUUUGAUCCUUGAGCUGUAUGACUAGGAUUUGUUGUAUGUGCUUUAUGCCAUGUUCCUGUGCUGCACCUUCCAAUGUAAUCUAUCUGCCUAGCACCAAAAUGUCGAAGAUGACUCAGUGUGUUACCUGCUUGUGUAUCAUAGGAUGCUAUAUUGCUGUUAAAAGUCCAUUAGGACCACGUUUCACCUUGUUAGACAACCAGAUCUUGUCUUAUUUUGAUCUAACAUUUGAUUAAAAACAAUUUUCACCUUCCUUGGGGAGGGGUCUUUAGAUUGAAUAUAAUUAUUUUCCUA